Molecule: messenger RNA, 1914 nt
Organism: Durio zibethinus
Lineage: Eukaryota; Viridiplantae; Streptophyta; Magnoliopsida; Malvales; Malvaceae
Source: RefSeq, a predicted model, not a curated record
UCUCAUAAAUGUAGAAUCUUGGUGCAGACUUGCUUAAAUGCCAUGGAUAUCUUUCGUAUUACAUUUCAAGGUUACAAUAAAAUUUGGAUAUUCCCUCCGGAUCCUUUUAAAGCUCCUCGGAUCAUAUUGGCUGACUAUGCAAGUGUUAGAUAUACUGAAUUUAUUGCCCCUUUUCAUGAAAAAAGGGAUAAAAAUUCCGCUUAAGUCAGAUGCAUCUACAACAAUACCUGAUAUCUGUAUAAAAAGAAAGGCUAAUUUUUGGCUUUUUUUUGUUCUCAGAUGUUAGUAUAUGAGUUUAUGCCCAAUGGUUCUCUCCAUGAUCUUCUCUCAGAUGGAUGCAGGCAUACCUUGAGUUUCCCCAUGCGGUUGCACAUUGCAUUGGGCUCAGCCAAAGGCAUCCUCUACCUACAUACUGAAGCUGACCCACCAAUAAUUCAUCGGGAUAUCAAGGCAAACAACAUAUUGUUGGACUUCAAGUUUACUCCUAAAGUUUCUGAUUUUGGAAUCUCAAGGCUUGCACCAGUACCAGAUACUGAAGGAGCUGCUGCUCAUGUAUCCACAGUUGUGAAAGGCACACCAGGCUAUCUGGAUCCUGAAUAUUUCUUGACUCACACGUUGACAGAGAAAAGUGAUGUCUAUAGCCUUGGAAUAGUGUUUCUGGAACUUUUGACAGGGAUGCCGCCUAUCUCUCAUGGCAGAAACAUUGUCCGAGAGGUUUAUGGAGCUUGUCAAUCAGGAUUGAUGUUUUCCAUCAUAGACCGGAGCAUGGGUUCAUACUCUUCUGAAAUCAUCAAGAAAUUUAUGGCACUGGCCCUGAAGUGUUGCCAGGAUGAUCCCAAGGAACGACCGACAAUGUUGGAAGUUGUGAGAGAGUUAGAGAACUUAUGUUCACUGCUUCCGGAGUCCGACAUGAUUCCAACAGAGUCAGAUGCGUCCAUUUCCGAAGUGUCAGGGGUUGGCUCAUCGCAUCUCUACUUUGGAAAGAAUUCCCAUCCCCAAAUGACCACUGAAAUCAUAGGAAGUGAACUUGUUAGCGGUGUAAUCCCCACCAUCAAGCCUCGCUGAUGCAAGCAGCCUUGUUUACUCAAUGUUGGAAUCAAAUGUGCUCUCAUCAGUUCAUCAUGUUGAAUAUUUUGAAAGCAAAUGUAAUGAGGCUGCUCAGUCACUGUAUAUGGCUUUAAUUUUACGUGAAAAAUGGGAAACCAAUAGCUAUGUAUGUAAAUACUAAAAUUGUGCAUUUUGUCUGGAAAAUAAUAGAAUAUCAUCACUAAUAAUGAAGAUAGUGUUUCAGAUUUUUUUUUUGAAUGACUUUGAAUUUAAUUAUCUCAUAACAAUUUCACAUUGCUUAGUAGUAAAAACAUUCUACAAUUUCUUGAUGAAAUGAAUAUCCAGGACAGGUCUUACGGUAAUAUCAUCCCCAUGUUGAAUGAUCCUUUGCUUGGAUAAAUCAUAAUAACUUCGAGAAAUGGUACUCAAAAUAAAACCUUUACCUCGACUUACCGUACAAAAUCACAAGGUUCGGUGCUUUCACUUGUUUCCUGACAAAUUCCCACCAAACUCUACAUUAUACUUCUAUGAAUCAACGGACAUUGAAAAUUACAUUAUACUUUAUUUUCUCAUAGCAUUGGCUAAAGGCUAUUGGGUAUUGGAAAAGGAUAAAGAUUGUUGUAAUAUUCAUAUUUUCAUAGUCAAAGGAGAACUCCUUUUGUUAUGGUGAAUGGUGCUGACCUGGUUGUCUCAUUCCCCCGGAUGGGAUUGAUACUUGACAUUUCCAUAUCGAUAUAGAAUGAAUUAUAUAAGCAAAGGAAUGGGAAUGUCAUGGUCUUUCUUUCUUGGUAAACACCUGCCUGCUUCUUCAACUGAUUUCGACUAUGAAUUAGUUAUUACAUCACGUUAUUACAAUUAAUUAGUUAA